Messenger RNA from Chaetomium strumarium, 2788 nucleotides. RefSeq lists its product as uncharacterized. Gene Ontology annotation, biological process: termination of RNA polymerase II transcription. Lineage: Eukaryota; Fungi; Ascomycota; Sordariomycetes; Sordariales; Chaetomiaceae. Gene Ontology annotation, cellular component: cytoplasm; mRNA cleavage factor complex. Gene Ontology annotation, molecular function: mRNA binding; RNA polymerase II complex binding. The record is from RefSeq and is a predicted model, not a curated record. The coding region runs from base 240 to 2624 and encodes 794 amino acids. The transcript has 4 exons.
GGCUGCAUUCGUGGAGAGGAAUAAUAGCUGAUACCUGCCUAUUGUUCUUGUCUCUGAAUAGCGGCCCACGUCUAUCAAUUUUCCUGCCCCUAUCUGUGAUUGGAACCUUCCGCAGGGGAUUUCUUUCUGCAUCUUCUUUCACUCGCAGACAACGCGCUUGGCCGUAAUUACGACACAAACUCGCCUGCUCAUUGACUGCCCGCCCGACAGGUCCGCCUCCAAAUUUGCGCGGCGCAACUAUGGCAGACAACGCGGCCGAUGUGGCCGAGGACUACCGGCAGGCCCUGGAGGACCUCACCGUCAAUUCGCGGAUUGAAAUUGCUACGCUGACCAAUAUCGCCCGAGAGAACGCUAAUCACGGCUUCGCGAUUGCGGAGGUGCUGCAAAACCACAUCAAGAAGGUUCCGCCGUCGCGGACGUUACCGGCGCUCUACGUGCUCGAUUCUAUCGUCAAGAAUGUCCCAACGCCCUAUGCGCUGUACUUUGGCCCGAAGCUUUACUCGAUCUUUAUGGGCGCCUACACCAAAGUGGAUAAUGCCACACGGCGGAAGAUGGACGAGAUGCUGAAGACGUGGAAGGAGCCAGUGCCGGGUUCUAUUUCGACAAAGCCCGUCUUUCCGAUCGAACAGGUUCGUCCCAUCGAGAAUGCUUUGAUGGCUGCCCGGAGCGCCGCUUUUGCCGCCACGCAAAGCAGCUAUCAGGGGCAGCAGCAGCUCCUCCGUGGCCGACAACCUAUUCCCAGCCGGGAGACCCCGACACCGCCGACAGGAAGGCCAUACCAACCUCCCCCGCAUCAGCCUCCUUAUUCCGGCCCGAACGGGCAUCAGCCGGGUGCGGCGCCGCCUCAGCCGCCGUAUCCGGCCCAUCCUGUCAACGGCGCAUCACAUGCCAUUCCCCAUCGUGCAACACCACAGCCUGCUCCGCCGGCUGGGCCAUACCCUCCGUACCAGCAGCAGCCGGCUUUGGGGCAGGCCUAUGGCGCUCCACACCAGGGAAUAAGCAUAGACAAGCUGAAGGAUGAUAUCCAGCAACUGAUCGUUGUGGAGAAGGCGGAUUUUGCGCAGGACCCAUACAAUACUAGUAAACAGACCAGACUGAAGGCAUUGCUGGACUUGCAAACAAUAAUCCAGAGCCAAGACAUGCCUCAGGAGCAGUUGAUGAUCAUUAGAGAUCGAGUAGCUGAACUUGCUGUAAAAGCCCGCCCCCCACUGCAGCCGCAGCCGCAGCCGCAGCCGCAGGCCGGGCAGGUCAUCACUGCUGUCGCGGCGCCCAGCACCACUUACCCUGGUGUACCUUACUCUACCCCAACACCUCCGGUUGUGUCUCAACCGCCGACACCCGUGCCAGUAUCAGCCGCGGCGGUGGUCGCGGCCGCUCUGGGCCGUCCGCCAUCCAGCACCGCCACAGCAACACCUCCUCCGGCAGCAGGCAAGGGCGCCGUGUCGCUUGACACGAUCUUGGGACCGGGCGCGUUGGCCACGCUGCUAUCAACAGCUACGCGCAAGUCUGUCACGCCUCAGCAAACCCCGACUCCACAACCUCCGGCUGCUGUUCCGGCUGCUGUUCCGCGGUCACCGCCUCCGCAGACACCCGCCGAUCUGACCAAACCGGCCGGGGCUGCUCGUCCACUGCCCUCGGACCCUUCGGCGCUGCUGGCUCUGCUGAGACAGUCUGGUGUGAUCAAGUCUGGGCCAACACCGACGCCUCCACCGGCUGCGGCGCCUGCUAUGCCCACGCUGCCACUUCCGGGCGUGGCUGGGGGGUUCCAGUCGCUGGCCGGUGUACUGGCCGAGGGGAUCAUCCAGCUCAACCCAGCUUCUCUGAAGAUUUUCCGCCCGCACUUGAUUGCUCAACUCCACGAGGACCUCGGCCCGCCUUGCACCCAAUGCGGCAGGCGCUUCAAGACAGACGAGGAUGGCCGCCGCAAGAAGACGGCGCACAUGGACUGGCAUUUCCGCGUCCACCAGCGGAUGACGGACGCCGAGAAGCGCGGCCAGCACCGGAGCUGGUAUGUCGACGAGUCGGACUGGAUACGCUCCCGCGAAGCCAUCGACACAGACUACGUUGCGCCGCAGGAUCCAUCCGGCGCCGCCCUCUCGUCCUCUGACGAUCAUCACUCUACCACCCCCAGCCAUCAGUUCAGCACGGCCCCCAGCACGGCAACCAUCAACACAAAGCCCGCCGCAGCAACCGCAAAACUCCCGCACAUCCCCGUCCCGGAGGACUCGUCGCGCAUGAACAACGCCUGUCCCAUCUGCCGGGAGCGGUUCGUGAUGAAGUGGCUGGAUGAGGCGCAGGAGUGGGUGUGGACCGAUGCGGUGAAGGUUGGUGAACGCGUUUACCAUGCCAGUUGCCACGCCGAGGCCGCGGGUGCCAUGUCUGCUACCCAUCAAUAUCAGGGUGGGCAGCAAGGCGCAAAGAGGGGGGCGACACCAGAUAGUACUGGCGUGUUGGGCAAGAGGAAAGCUGAGGUAAGUAAUUCUGUUCUUUUUUUUCCCUUUUUUUUUCUCCCCUCUUCUUUCCCCUCCCACUUGAGUAUAAGCGAAAGGAACACUAGGAAGCUAAUCAGGGGACAGGAUGAGGUUGGUGGCUUGAAGGGGAAGAUCAAGACAGAGGGGUACUGAUAGACCAUUUUGCUUUUAUCCCCCCAGUUCAUGGGUUGACGAGGCUGUAAUAAGGGGGACAGGAAGGCGGAGGUGGUGGGUCUGCAUUAAUCGCCAACAUAUUCAUUUUUUGCGGCGCAAGAGGGAGGUUCAAGGUGAUGGAUGGGUUCGGCGGGUGCUUCUUG